AUGGAAAGGCUUGACGAAGAUAGCGCUGACUUGGAUUUUUUAGAAGAAAAUUUAGAGAAAACUGAAGAAUUAACAGAAAAAAUGACCAGCAUUCUGAACGUGUUUGAUGAUCGAUUAGUAAGAUUGGAAGCUUCAAUAUUAGCGAUUCAUAAGUCAACACAGACAUUAUCUAAAUUGGUGGACAAUAUUGAUAAAACACGUAAUGGUGUUGUCGAAAUUAUUGGUUAUUUUGAUCUGGUUGAACGAGAAGAAGUGACUAUAAAAAGAGGACCAAAUGUAAAUGAUUUGGAUUCUUAUUUAAAUUCUAUUGGAAAAUGUAAUAAAGCCAUGGAAGUUUUGGGCGCAAUGAGGUUAAAAAGUAGUGAAAAAAUUAUCGGACAAUUGAAACAAAUUUUAAAAGCUGCAAUGUUGCAAUUAGAAGAACUUUUUCGACUUUGGUUAACAGAACGAAGUAACCCUAUUGAGCCACUUUCUUUUUUAACAAAGAAAUUGGAGAUACCUGGAAUACCAAGUGUUUCUUCAAAAAACCUUAAGACAUUAUCUUCUUAUCUUGCGACAACAGGUCUGGAACUUGGUUAUACGAGUGAAUUUGUUAAAAUAUACAUUGAUGUUAGAUCAAAUUAUCUUGUAAAGUCAUUAACAAUGCUGGCUCAGGCUUCAAUAAGCACUGCUGAAAAAAGAAGUACUCCAGUAUAUGAAAAGGAGUACGAAGUUGCUGAAAAGAUACUUCCACCAGAAAAUGUUUCAAGUAGUUUUAGAGAUGCUAUACAACAAUCACUAGAUAAUUUUAUAGAAAUAGGAAGAAUAUUAAACAAUCGUAUAAAAAAGAAUAUGCAAACAGAUAUAUAUCUGGCUUUUGAUAUUAUGGAAACAUUGCAUCUGAACAUGGGUGCUUUUGAAGAAAUAUUUAAACUUGCAGGUAAAAAAGAUACUGCAUUGAGUGAUCUUAUUUAUUCAUUGCGUGCCGUUGCUAUACGUUCUUUUCCCGAGUUCUUGGAUGAAAUUAAGCAGAGUCAUUCUACAAAAACAUCUGGCCUUCCAAACGAUGGUACCGUACAUGAACUGACAAUUACGACUUUACAACAUUUGAAACGAUUAACUGAUUAUCCAGAAACAAUUGAAUCUACAUUGUUAACAUUGGGUGAUGGUAAUUGGAAUGCUUCAGAGAAAGAUCCUAAUUUCUCUCGAGAUAGGAACGGGCGAAUUUCAGGAAAUGCUGUCGUUAAGCAUUAUUUUUCUGAUGUUUUAGAAUGUUUAGCCCAAAGCCUUGAUAGUAAAGCAAAAACAUAUAAAAAAUUUACGUUGACUUCUAUAUUUUUGUUAAAUAAUUAUUUUUACAUAUUAAAAUCUAUAAGGACUCAAUUUAUGUCAGUUCUCGAUCCAGAAGUUGAGUCCAAAUUUGAUAAAAUGGUAAAAAAGUGGAACGAUACAUAUCAGGAUACAUGGAAAUCAUGUUUCUCUAAUCUUAUGGAUUACACAUGGGUCCGAGGUGGUGCUUUAAAGACUACACUGGGUUCAAAUGAAAAACAAACUGUCAAAGAAAAAUUCAAGAAUUUCAAUACGGAAUUUGAUGAGCUUUACAAAGUUCAUAAAGGGUACUCGAUGCCGGAUCCUGAACUUCGUAACCAAGUUAUAAGAGACAUUAGGGCUGUUUUGAUACCUAUGUACAAUCGUUUUUUGGAAAAGUAA
Messenger RNA from Scutellospora calospora, 1689 nucleotides. Lineage: Eukaryota; Fungi; Glomeromycota; Glomeromycetes; Diversisporales; Gigasporaceae. The record is from the annotation of a GenBank genome assembly.